GAAACACAGUCGAGAGGAGCAUUCGUUCAUUCAUUCAGACUGUGUACUUUAUCCACCAUGUCUGUGUACAACUCGUUCUUUAAGGACUCUUCGUCACUGUGGACUUCUAUCCUGUGCUCGGCUUUCAGCGUGUGGACUCUGGUUCAGGGUGAGGUUCUGGUGAUUGGUUCAAAUCUUCCAAUCAUUGCUGCUCCGGGUGAUGAUGUCAUCCUGCCGUGUCACCUGGCGCCCAUGUUCGAUGUCCAGGGUCUGACGGUGGAGUGGUCCAAACCCGACCUGAAGCCCGACCCGUCGGACCGGCUGAGCCGAGUGGAGUACGUUCACCUGUACAGGGACAGGCAGGAGGUCCCCGACAUGAAGAUGGCCUCGUACUUCAGGAGGACGGAGCUGUUCAUGGACGCCAUGAAACACGGGAACAUUUCACUGAAGAUCCUGAACGUGUCGGAGGAAGACAACGGCAGAUACAGAUGUUUCAUCCCCAAGCUGCGGAGCAGAGUCAAGUCUGCGAUUGUUGAACUUGUAGUCGAUCCAAAUUUUGCUAAAACCUCCACGACGGAGAUGCCGUUGCACUUCCAAACUCCAGAUCCUCAGGACGCGACUCCAGCAAACGCAGGUCGAUCCAGGGUCUCUGCGGUCGCCGUUGUCAUCACCUUCAUGUCGGUUCUGGUUGUCGUCGCUUUUUCUGCAUAUUUCUCUCGCUGCCUUCAUCAGAAAUUAAAUAAGCUUUCAGAAGGCCAAACGACCCAAAGCCAAGUAUAACUAUUCCAGGUGCUUUGCAAACGUUGGUGUUCAUGGAGCUGAGACCAUUUGAGAUUUAUCUUUCCUGGAUCUUCACAGUCAGGUUGGAUAUUUAAACCAGCAGCCACAGGGAGACACUCGGGCCCAGCAGCACUGAGGUCAUCGUAAGGGCAGUGGAUUCUAGUUUUUUUGUUUGUUUUUUUUAAAGCUGAAGACUCAAGCCAUGUUCAGUUUAUUUAUCGAGCUCAUUUUCAAAGAUAAAGAACAUUUAAGGAUUUAAGGACUUCCUAGUCCCGGAUACCCUUUAAUGCAAGACUGAAGAAAACCUCCUGUCCUCAACAUGUAGAAGGAUGAAGAUCAUAUUUAUUUUUAUGGAUUUGUAUUAACUUGAAGCCUUAAAAUUCUAACUAUUAAAAAUUUACACCUUACUGGUUAAGGACAAAGUAAUUCUUCCUAAAAGCUACUAGUGAUGGACAAAUUAAAGAGGAAGUCCUCCCUGAAAUUGAUUUGCUGCUUUGUUUAGAAAGUUUUGUUGGACAUUUCCAGCUCAGUGUGUUGGAAAAAGAUUUUUCUAUCAGUGUGGAUCUUGGAGAUGCAGAAGAUUGUAAAAACAUCAACAGGAUUUGAUGUAACCAUAAAGUUUGGAAACCACAUUCAGGACUUUUUGUUUCUUCAUGUUUACCAAAUCAGUUUAAUGCAAGUCUGAAUCAAAACAGGUCGGUUAUCAUGACGCUGAUGUAGAGAAAGUAUUUACUUACAAAAGCUGUCCUGGAUGACAUCAUUUAACUGAUUUUCACACGAGACUUUAUAUUUUUAAACUAAUUUAUCAAAUUUAGCUUGAAAUUAGCUGGUGGUCAGAUCUCUACGACAGAGUGAAUGUAUUUAUUAAGCUGAUACAGAGCUCCAGUUUAUCUAAGAAAAACUAGAAGUGUCUAUAUUUUUUCAUUUUAAGCUACAAACUGAAGCUACAAACAGAAAUCCUUCCGAUUUAAAUUUUUGUUGCAGUUAUCAGUGAUAAUUUCGUUAACCAAUAAUUUCAUAAUCAUCAUGUACAUUUGAUCUACCUCUGGUAAACGACACAGCUAGCUCCCAUCCUCCUUGUUUCUCAUGAAAAUGCAACAAAAUAUCAACGCUUAUAGAAGAGAAGAGCAGACAUGUGGACACGUUGAUGCCAAGGAAAAGCAGACACUUUGUGAACCGUGUGGGGCAACUCUCACCGGUAAAAACACAAGCAGCACUGUAUAUGUUAGACAGUCAACUUUAGACUCAAAGGUUUAGCUGCUUACUGGAAAUGACUAAAACUACAUCAAAUUUUUCUGUCAAAAUUAACAAUGACUGAGAGACAAAUGCCUAGUUGUUAUUUUAUUCCUCUUUAACUGAUGACCUCAGACAGAUCCUUCACUGACUAAUCUUAUACCCACUCCUUGAACACCAAACACCUGCAGGCAGGGCACCAAUAUGUUGUUUGUGCUGGUUGUUGUUUAUUGCGGCUUUUAUAGUUUAUAGCGGUUAUUUUGUAUUAAGAGUCAUAAUGUAGCUCCAUGUACCUGCUCUCUGCAUUAUAAGCUCAAACAUACCCAGCAAACAUCCUGAGAGCCUCUCUCAGGUCAAAAACUGACUAUAGUACGAUUGUUCCUGUCAACAAAGUCUGUAUUUGUUUUGUUAUUUUAAACAUGUCAGCCUGUCACAAGUAUUGCCUCCUAGUGGUCGACCAAUCAGUCAGUCAACCGAGUAGCAUCAGAAACGGGCUCAGAAGUUUGUGUGUUCAAUUCAUGGUUUAGGCUUCAUCAGACCAAAUUUUUUUGUAUAUUUUGUUUUAUUAUAAUUGAUUAAGAAAGAGUAGAACACAAUUCUUGGACACAAAAUUUCUUAUCAUAGAAAGCAACAACAUCCAGGCCACGGAUGUGAUUUUUAGAUCGAGGGCCACAUACAGCCAACUUUGAUCUUAAGGAACAGACUGGAACAGCUCAGAAUGGAGUCUUUGCUGAGUCCCCUGAUCUAGGCGAUGUUAAAGAGUGCAUCAAAAUAAUGUCUGUAAUGUCUACAACUUAGUUCAAAUUUAAUUUUGGAACACGUUUUUUUUUUUUUUUUCUAACCAGGUCCAAAAAAACAAACAAACAACCAAAAAACAAGUUAUUCAGCAUCAAAAUGUUUGCUGGGUAGGUGAAUAUUUACAAAAAAAGGGCCUUUAUCUGUCUUUUAUUAUUUUUGCUUAUUUUAAUUUGUGUUUUUCGUUUCCUGUUGUAGCACUUUAUUAACUGUACCUUACAUUUAUUUCAGCUCAUUUGUCGUUAAGGCUUGACAUUCAUUGUGUUUUGCUUUUGUGUAGAAACUUUGUACAAAUGUUCCAGUUCUAAUUAAAAGUGUUGCACGCCU
Molecule: messenger RNA, 3114 nt
Organism: Pelmatolapia mariae (spotted tilapia)
Lineage: Eukaryota; Metazoa; Chordata; Actinopteri; Cichliformes; Cichlidae
Product: myelin-oligodendrocyte glycoprotein-like
Exons: 5
Coding region: 58-759 (233 amino acids)
Biological process (GO): T cell receptor signaling pathway; regulation of cytokine production
Cellular component (GO): external side of plasma membrane
Molecular function (GO): signaling receptor binding
Source: RefSeq, a predicted model, not a curated record